AUGGAUGACCACGGCGACUUCGACAGUGUGUCCUGGCAACGAGAAGAUGCGCAACAACCCGAAUCAUCUGCGUUCCAUGCCAGCCUCCCAACCAGAUCCGCUGAUGGUCAGAGAAGCGACAGCAUGUCCAGCGAGCCUCAGGCGGGUGAACAGGCGGACGAGGUCGAUCUGGCGGGACUGGGUCGAGAUGGCAUAUUGGAAGUUACAGUCGAUACUCCACUGAAAGAGAAUGAUGGCACCAAAGAUGCAUACGUAUCUUACUUGGUUACUACGCAUACAGACUUCAAGACUUUCCAGAAGCCCGACUUUUCAGUUCGACGACGGUUCACCGACUUCGUGUUCCUUUGGCGGAGUUUACAUCGAGAUUACCAAGCAUGCGCAAUACCUCCAUUGCCAGAGAAGAACAAUAUGGCUUACGUGAGAGGGGAUCGCUUCAGCACAGAAUUUACUCAACGACGGGCAUGGUCAUUACAUCGCUUCAUAAAACGUUGCACUUUACAUCCGGUCUUGCGGAGAGCUCCAAUCCUCAUCCUCUUCCUCGAAACUAGCGAUUGGAACGCACAAAUGCGCUUGAGACCCUCCCGGAGUAAUACGAUGGGCGAUGGCAGCAGCAGUGCAGCCACCCCAUCGGGCUUCUUCGAUAACGUCGCAGAUACCAUGCUGAAUGCCUUUUCCAAGGUCCACAAGCCAGACAAGAGGUUCAUUGAAGUAACAGAAAGAGCAAACAAACUGGAUGAAGAUCUAUCUCAUGUUGAAAAGAUUCUUGCUCGGGUGGUGCGAAGAGAAGGUGACCUCGAAACGGACUAUGCUGAGUUGGCCACCAAUAUGCGCAAACUCACACCUAUGGAGCCGGCCAUUGAAGCUCCUUUGCAGACCUUCGCCGGCUGCGUGGAAGAGACAUCGAGAGGUUGGAAAGGGCUGAAAGAUCAUACAGAUCAAAAUUACUUGGGUAGUCUCCGGGAUAUGGAGGCAUACAUCAACUCGGUGAAAUCGUUACUGAAGACUCGGGAGCAGAAGCAACUCGACUUUGAAGGUCUCACCGAUUACUUACAAAAGGCAACAUCCGAACGCGACAUGCUCGCAUCCAACAGUCCGUACUCCCACGGAUCCAAUCUCAAUCCAGCCAAAUUUAUCCGAAACAAGGUUGAAGAUAUGAGGGGCGUUGACCAUGAGACGGCAAGACGAGAGCGAGCCAGGAAGCUGGAACUCAAGAUCGCCGAACUGAACCGAGAAGUUGACAGUGCCAAAGGAACGAGCGAAAUGUUCGACGAGCAGGUGGUACGUGAGGUGGCUGAUUUUGAAAGAAUAAAAGGUCUUGAAUUCAGAGACAGUCUUGGAUCAUUGGCGACACAGCACAUGGAGUUCUACCAGAGUGUGAUCUCGACCUGGGAACGCUUUUUGGUGGACAUGGAUGCUGACAAGCACCUGCAUAAGGAUAAAGGCAGGGCUGCAGCGUGA
Messenger RNA from Rhinocladiella mackenziei CBS 650.93, 1458 nucleotides. RefSeq lists its product as uncharacterized. Gene Ontology annotation, biological process: cytoplasm to vacuole targeting by the Cvt pathway; autophagy. The transcript has 2 exons. Gene Ontology annotation, cellular component: phagophore assembly site. Lineage: Eukaryota; Fungi; Ascomycota; Eurotiomycetes; Chaetothyriales; Herpotrichiellaceae. Gene Ontology annotation, molecular function: phosphatidylinositol binding. The record is from RefSeq and is a predicted model, not a curated record. Bases 1 to 1458 code for a protein of 485 amino acids.